AUGUCGGUUUAUGCAAUUGGUGAACAAGUAGCGCUAAAUAGAGCAUAUGCUUCUCUCAAUAUGCCGUAUAAAGGUGGGCUUAAGAAAAAUGAUCCUCAAAGGAAAUUGGCUUUGCCAAAUCCGCUUCUACCAUCUCAGGGAAUCCCAGCUGGAUUUUUGGGUUAUGCUGUGAACAUGAUUGAGUUGGAUGUCCAUCACUUGAAUACAAGGACUGCAAGAGGUUAUGGCCUUCGAGAAACCUUAUUCUAUCGGCUCCUUGGUGAAGCCCAAGUGUAUGAAACCAGGGAACACAUGCGUAUGGCUGCUGGCUGCAUAAAGCACGGGGCUCUUUCUCUUGAUGGUGGAAUAAUGAAGGAUAACGGAGUCAUCUUUCUUGGUGACCAUGAACCAGCUGUGAGAUUUCCAGUAGCGGUUCCCAAUGAACAAGGCAGGCUCUCGCGGCAGAAUAUCCAUGAUAUGGAGCAGAUAGAAGAGAAGAAAGCUUAUUUAGCACACAUCUGUGAAGAAAUCAAUAAGGAGGGUGAGGCUCAUUCAAAAGCUGUGGCCAAGUUCUAUAAGAAAAAAGAUAAAUAUCACAAAUAUCUGGAUAAGAAAAGAAUUUUGAACAUGGAUAACCUAUUGGGUCAAAGCACUCGGUUGAGCACAAGCUAG
Messenger RNA from Asparagus officinalis (garden asparagus), 651 nucleotides. Its product is annotated as protein DEFECTIVE IN MERISTEM SILENCING 3-like. The coding region runs from base 1 to 651 and encodes 216 amino acids. The transcript is spliced from 3 exons. The record is from RefSeq and is a predicted model, not a curated record. NCBI's taxonomy places the organism in Eukaryota, Viridiplantae, Streptophyta, Magnoliopsida, Asparagales, Asparagaceae.